Paramecium sonneborni is the source of this 309-nucleotide messenger RNA. The record is from the annotation of a GenBank genome assembly. NCBI's taxonomy places the organism in Eukaryota, Ciliophora, Oligohymenophorea, Peniculida, Parameciidae.
AUGAUUCUGAUAUUAGAUAGCAAGCCUCAAUUAAAAAAAAUUUAUAUGGUUGAUUUCGCAUAGAAUGAUGCAAAAACAGUGUUUUAAAACUUCGUAAAAACUCAAAAGACCGAGUAUUAGGAUAUGAAUGAAUCUGAUAAUGUGUUUAUUGAAUUGACUAUAAAUGAUGUAACAGAAGAGACUAUUCAUUUAAAAAUAGAUUAAAUUAAAAUUUUGAGUUGCAUAACAAGUUAGAUUCUAUUUCUCUAUCAUAAUUAAAGUACAUUUAAUACAUUUCAAUGUCAAAUUAGAAACAAUCUUUAGGAAUGA